Messenger RNA from Cuscuta epithymum, 1238 nucleotides. The record is from the annotation of a GenBank genome assembly. Lineage: Eukaryota; Viridiplantae; Streptophyta; Magnoliopsida; Solanales; Convolvulaceae.
UGAAAAUAAAAGGUCAUUUGCGGGCUGCGGCCAUCUACGACCUCAAUGGACUACCGCGAUGGAGACGACGAUAGUGAGGAAGAAGAAGAAGGAGCCGGAGAGUCGACAACGAUGAAGUGCGUAUCAUGCAAGGAAGAUUACUGCGCACGAGAAGCUGGCACCUGCAGGGAGUGCUACGAGGAGGCCAGCGAGACGGAGCAGGAGCUUAAGCGCGAGAUCGAGGAACUCAAGGCUAAAGUCAACUUUCUUCGGUUCUGGUCUCCAGUAGAUCCCCUCCAUUACAUUAAUCUCUCAUUUCCUCAGCGAGGCCCUUCUCCAUCUUCGACUCCCUGCUUUACCGACGUUGUUUUAGUGGCCUCUAAUGUCGGGACCGAGAAGAACGCCACGCAGCCAGUUCCUGUUCCAGCCCAUCGUACUGUUCUUGCGAGUCGGUCCCCAGUGUUCAGAGCAAUGCUUGAGAAUGAAAUGGAAGAAAGCCUCAGCGGCACGAUUAAAAUCAGUGACGUAUCCUACGAUGUUCUUCGUGCCUUUGUCAGUUACCUGUACACCGCUGAAACCUGCCUAGACGAGUGCAUGGCUUGCGACCUUUUGGUGUUGGCUGAGAAGUAUGAAAUCAAGCAUUUGAAGACAUACUGUGAGAAGUUUCUCAUAUCAAAGCUGAAUUGGGAGAACUCACUUCUAAACUAUGCUUUUGCUCACCAACACAAUGCAAAUAAUUUGGUUGAAGCUGCCCUGGCAUUGAUAAUGGACAACAUGGACAAGCUGAGGAAGCGUGAAGAAUAUGGUGAUUUGGUGGAAAAGGAUCCUAGGCUUGUUGUGGAACUCUAUGAAGCUUAUUUAUGUAAACAGGUCAACACUGCCGCUUGUAAGGACCCUAGUGCAAAAUGAUAUUCUUUUUGCCCGGGCAGAAAUGUGUGGAGUUGAUUCAAAUGAAGGCUCUUCAUAUGAUCUGAGGUUAAUGUAUGGCAUCUCAUUUUCAUGGUGUUUUAUAAUUUCAGUACUGAAUUAUAGACCGAAUAAUGAGUUUUGAAUCAACAGCCUUUAUAUAAUUAUAUUUCUAAAGACUUCAAAAUAAAGCAACCAACAUCAUGUGUGUCUGCUAGCUAGUCCUACAACAUGUGUAAAUGUACCGAAGAAUUUUGUAAAAAAUGCAUUUGCUAUGUAACUAUGUUUCUUGUCACGCCAUUGAUUGCAACUUAUUUACAAUGAAACACGUCAUUUACAUAUUACAAUUUGAU